This is a messenger RNA of Ostrinia nubilalis (European corn borer), 1553 nucleotides long. Its product is annotated as pleckstrin homology domain-containing family A member 3-like. Gene Ontology annotation, cellular component: recycling endosome; trans-Golgi network; early endosome. NCBI's taxonomy places the organism in Eukaryota, Metazoa, Arthropoda, Insecta, Lepidoptera, Crambidae. Gene Ontology annotation, biological process: receptor recycling; retrograde transport, endosome to Golgi; endosome organization. Bases 72 to 734 code for a protein of 220 amino acids. The record is from RefSeq and is a predicted model, not a curated record. The transcript is spliced from 6 exons.
AUCCAACAAGACAGCAGUCAGAAAAAAUUCUUGUAAAUUCUUAUUGGAAUAACAUAAUCUCAAAAAUUGUCAUGGAAGGAAUUUUAUGGAAAUGGACUAAUUAUUGGAAUGGUUGGCAAACAAGGUGGUUUAUCUUAGAAAAUGGUAUUCUUUCAUAUUACAAAUCUCAGGAAGAAGUAAAUCAAGGCUGCAAAGGAUCUGUGAAAGUAUCAGUAUGCCAAAUAAACGUGAAUAACAUUGACAAUACAAGGUUGGAUCUUGUUAUACCUGGUCAGCAACACAUGUACCUGAGAGCUCCAUCACCUCAAGACAGGCAAAAGUGGCUGGUGGCACUAGGUAGUGCAAAAGCAUGUGUUGACUCUAAGGCAGAACCUACAGUUACAGCAUUUGAUGAAACAAACUCUCUGAGCCACAAGAAGUCUGAGCUACGUUUGUACUGUGAUUUGAUGAUGCAGCAAGUGCACGCUGUCAAAAGUGCAGUCAAUACUGAAGGAGGUCCUGAAUUACAGAAAAUUGAUGAUGCGUCUAGUCUUCUAACAGCAACCUGCGAUACAUUUAUUAGAACACUAGAAGAUAUCAUGAGGCUAUCUAGCGGUACUACUGGUAAUUCUCCAUUUGAAAUGCCUAUUUCUAAUAUAGUACCACCCAAACCAAACAGUUUGAACAAAUCACAACUGAACAAUAAAACUUCAAAACAGAGUCUUAGUAGAUCUCUAUCUCAGGAAAAUAGAUGAAAAACUGGAACAAUUUAUCAUAAUGCUUAAAAAAAACACUUGUAAAAAUUAUCAGAAACAGAAAAUUUAGUGUUAGUUACUUUUGUAUAAAAAAUAUAUUUUUGAAAUAUUGUGGGGUCAUUUAAAAACAUUGGGCAUUAGGAGUCAAAUAACUGUUUUUUUAUUGUUCAUAAAAAAAUAAUGGAAUUUAUUGUUCCACAAUAAACUUGAUAAGUAAUGGCAACUGUAUUUAACUGUAAAAAUGGCCUUGAGUAAUAUUAUCUCAUUAUAAAAAUAGCAGCUUGUAUGUAUUUAAAUUACUAUGUGUAACACUAAAAAUGAAUUAAUUGUUGAUAACAUUAAUUUAUGCUACGAAAAUGCGUUGUGUAAUAAAAAAUAUCAGUGUAAAAUGUAGAUAUUUUUGGAUAGAAAUAUGUAAAUUGUUUAUUCUACUAGUACUUAGACACAUAAUAAUAAUUAAUACUAAUUCUGUGUACACAAAAGCAUAGAUGCUAUAAGCACAUGACAAAAUUAUUUAUUCUACAGUACAUUCUUAUUCAUGUAGGUAUUUAAUUUAUUGAUUUUUUUAAACUGAGUUAUGAAUUCUCUUGUCCUAUUGAUUAUGUAAUGCACAAUUUUGUAUUGAGUCCUUAUCUUUGUGUUUAUGUAACGGAAUGAGGAAGAAAAGCCACUUCGUAUACACCCUUAUAAAGAGAAAAAAAGCGACAUACUUUCACGGUGACAAAAGUCACCCGUGUCCGCGCGCCUGAAGUCUUUUUAUGGGGUUUGGGCUCCAUGCAUUAGUCUCUUGUGAUGUGUAAAUUUUAAUGAGUGGUUGGG